This is a messenger RNA of Diaporthe amygdali, 861 nucleotides long. Its product is annotated as L-xylo-3-hexulose reductase. Bases 1 to 861 code for a protein of 286 amino acids. Lineage: Eukaryota; Fungi; Ascomycota; Sordariomycetes; Diaporthales; Diaporthaceae. The record is from RefSeq and is a predicted model, not a curated record. The transcript is spliced from 2 exons. Gene Ontology annotation, molecular function: oxidoreductase activity, acting on the CH-OH group of donors, NAD or NADP as acceptor.
AUGACACAGGCGAUUCGCCCCUUGGAAGGAAAAUUGGCCGUGGUUACGGGCGCCUUCCGAGGAAUUGGUGCUGCUAUCACAAAGAAUCUCGCUUCUAAAGGCGCCAAUGUCUUGGGCGUUUACACGUCAGACUCCUCGACCAAGGCUGCUCAAAUCAUAACCGCCGAUCUGGAACGGCAACAUGGCGUUAAAAUUGUUGCAGUCCAGGCAGAUCUGAGCAAACCUGAAGAAGCUCCCAAACGCAUCGUUGAGGCCGCCCAGGCUGAAUUCGGCAGUCCUGACGGCCUCAUUGUCAAUAUCUUGAUCAACAACGCCGGAGUCGGUGGGGACUAUCCGUUGGGCGAGGUUCCAGUUUCCGAGUUCCAUCGCAUCUAUGCUGUCAACGUCCUCGCGCCCAUCGUGGUCACUCAGGCACUUCUACCGUUCCUCCCCCAUGACAGAUCCGGCCGCAUCGUGAACAUCUCCUCAGUCGCCUCGACGAUGGGCUUCAAGACGCACACUCUCUAUGGGGGGACCAAAGCUGCGUUAGACGCCAUGACGAGGACCUGGGCCAGGGAACUAGCGGAGCGGGCCACUGUUAACGCCGUGAAUCCUGGCCCUGUGGAGGGUGAUAUGUAUUGGGCGGCGGGAGAAGACUUUUGGAAGCAGCUUGAGCCCUUCCAGCUUGCUACACCUCUUUCUGCAGUUCGGGAGGCCGACCGACCGGAGCUUGUCAAGUUGGCGAACGAGAAGAUGGCGGGACGACGCCCUGCGUACUGGUCGGAGGUCGCUGCUAUUGUGGGUAUGCUGUGUGGCCCAGAGUCUGCAUGGUGCACUGGCAGUGUCGUCUGCGCCAAUGGAGGUCUGCGGUUCUCUCUGUAA